AAUAUCUCCCAAUUCAACAAUUUCCCUUUUCUUUCACACCUUAUUUUCUUCCUUCACUCAAAAAUCUAUACAUACACAUCUAUAUCUAUAUCUAUCUGUAUCCAUAUCUGUAUUCAUAUAAGCUUAGGUUUCAAAAUCAAUCUCAAUUUCAAUUUCUGAUGGGAGAAGAAGUCAGAAUUACCGGUUACGAUAUUUCCGGCGACGACGGAGACGACUGUCGAGUUUCCGAGUGGGAAGACGGACUUCCAACCGCCGACGAUUUGAUGCCGUUAUCACACUCUCUGGUUCCUCCGGAGCUAGCGUCGGCGUUCAGUAUCGCGCCGGAACCUCACCGGAGUUUGAUCGACGUUAAUCGUGCUUCACAACAUACAGUUUCGAAUCUCAGAGGUCAGUCUGUUAAUCAACCGCCUUUAAAUAAUAAUAAUAAUAUUAAUAAUAAUAAUAGAUUUAAUAUGUUUAAAUCAUUUGAUGAUAAAAAUUGUGAUAAUAAUUAUAAUAACAAGGAUGAUAAUAAUCAAGGAGAGGAUGAGAAUGAGAUGAUUCUAGAAGGAGAUGAAACGGUUGACGGUUCGGAAUCUCGGAAACUUAGGAGAGUGGAUAGUGGUGGUGGUGGUAAUGGAGUGGUGGGAGAGGAAGCGGAUUCAUCGGCUAGGACGUCGAAGAGGCCGAGAUUAGUGUGGACACCGCAAUUGCAUAAGAGAUUUGUGGACGUUGUAGCUCAUUUAGGUGUUAAAAACGCGGUACCUAAAACGAUUAUGCAGUUGAUGAAUGUUGAAGGAUUGACUAGAGAGAAUGUAGCUAGUCAUUUACAAAAAUAUAGGUUGUAUUUGAAACGAAUGCAAGGGUUGUCGAAUGAAGGACCUUCGUCCUCUGAUCAUUUGUUUGCUUCUACUCCGGUGCCACAGAGCAUACACGAGUCUAGUGGGAACGGGAAUCGAAAUGGGAAUGAGAAUGGAAAUGGAAGUAGUGCAGUGAGUAUUCCAAUGCCUUAUCCGCCGCAACAGAUGGUGCCUAUGCCUUAUCCGCCGCAGCAUAUGAUGCCUCAUCCGGGAGGAGGAGGUGGAGGUGGUGGUGGUUAUCAUCAUGGAUUUGAGUCGUACUCUCAUCAUCCGUAUAAUAUGAUGAUGCAACAAAGGGAUUGGGCUGGAAGUAAAUUUGCUUCGGUUUCACCUUAUCAGCACCGUAUGACUCCCAACGAUAAAUAGGGAUUUAGUACAGUUAAUUGGAAAUUUGUUCAACCAAAAACAGAGGUACUGUUGUCCAUAAGGUAGUAUGGAGCAGCCCCAGUAAUAAUAUAAAGUUACCCAGACAUUGGCAACCAACUUCUUGUGGAGCAAUGGCAUUGAUUUGCUAAAGUCACCUUGAUGUAUCCAAGCUUCUCAAUGCAGAAGUUCAAAUCAAUACUAGCAUCACUUCCGAGUAAGAAUAAUCAAAAUUGGCAUCAACUUCAGUUUGAAUUGUGAACUGGUGUGAUGCUGCACUCGUUCGGGUGGCCUGUAGUAGACAUGAGUUGAAGAUAAUGGAUUUUGAAUUCCAACUGAGAGUUUAAAUGUAACAUAUAUGAUUGUUACUCUGCAUAUAGGGCGGCGACAAAAUAAAGUGCACUUCUAAUUCGAAGUAGGAAAAUAGAUGGCAUCAAGCCAGCAAUUGUUGUAGGUGUGCAUCUAUCUAAUGACAUAAAAGCUCUCAUGUGGAAAGUGUUUGCUCAUUAUUGAUCCCACCAUUUUUGUCUUAUGGAAAAUAAUUAAAAGUAUAAUAUUUCCUUGUUAUGUGUAUUUCUAUUUCUGUAGAGUUGAUAGCCUUUGGUAUACAUAUUGUUUCUCUUCCAGAUCUUCCGUAA
This is a messenger RNA of Erigeron canadensis, 1840 nucleotides long. RefSeq names its product transcription factor LUX-like. NCBI's taxonomy places the organism in Eukaryota, Viridiplantae, Streptophyta, Magnoliopsida, Asterales, Asteraceae. Gene Ontology annotation, biological process: regulation of DNA-templated transcription. Gene Ontology annotation, molecular function: DNA binding; DNA-binding transcription factor activity. Gene Ontology annotation, cellular component: nucleus. Bases 159 to 1205 code for a protein of 348 amino acids. The record is from RefSeq and is a predicted model, not a curated record. The transcript is spliced from 2 exons.